UUGUAUCGCUUCUAGGAUUGUGGAUUCCGUCGCAUCGCGUCGUGAACCAGAGUCAAAAACCGUAUUGGCAAAUAAAUCAUCUAGAAUGGGGCGAAUAGCUUACGCCGAGGACAGUGUCUUAGCAUAUCUAAAAUCAUUGAUGAGAGCUGAUGGUUAUACGAUAGGAUUGAUACUUGGACAGAGUACAGCACAGAAAGACUUUGUUGUUCAUCUGGCAAGAACUCCACCUCCUGCCGCGAAGGAUGUAAUUGAAGAAUCUUUGAUAAGCUCUGCAAGCAACACUCAGCCAGAACCAGGACGAAAGUACAUUAAAUCCAUCAAUGACAUACCGGAAACUUGGGUCGCCGAUCACGCAAAACAUGUUACCAGGAUGUUACCAGGUGGUAUGUGGGUGCUAGGAAUAUUUGUGGUUGGCCCGUCAGAUAUCUUGAAUGAUAGCAAUUCAAUAAACAGACUACGAUCAGUGGUAGUUGCAAUUUACAAGCACUUAGCAUUAAAUAAAUAUCUUUAUGGGAAUAACAAUCAGGAAAAUCUUAUCCUGCACUUCAAUAGUAUUACUCAAAAGAUAUUAUGCAAAUCUCUUGAUGCUAGUCUUGGAGGAAUAUUGAAACCGGUAGAUUGGAAGUUCCAAGCUAAGGCCACAAAAUGGCAUCAACUCGAAGCUCGAGUAGAUUUUGAUCGGUUAUUUCCAAUUGCAGCUGACCAAAUGCCGGCAACAUUAAAAAAGCAACUACAGGGAAUUCUUGCAAAUAUAUCAGAUACUGUUGACUCAGCUUUGAUUGUGAUCGAAGGUGAACCACGGUCUUUAGAGGACACUCUUGAAGUAGUUGGAAAGAAGAAAAAGGAUAGAAAAGAAAUUAAGAGCAACAAUGACACGACUUUGGCUAACAAAACGCUUCAAGUUAGCAUGUAUAUUCCCUGUCCAAAAAAUCCUAGUUCAGACAUAUUGAUAACAUCCUGCAGUGCGACUAUGCGGCUAGUCGGGCAAGUUGUUAGCAGAACAUUUGUGCAUCAGAAAGCAACCAUCGAAGAGGCUACUGCAGCAGUGAAACAGGAUAUCAUAAGGUCGUUGGCUAGUCGGUUAGAAAUGCACUGGGAUAGUUUAAUUGAAGAAGAAAAUGGGUCCCCAGAAGAAAACGUUACCCUGCACGAACCUCCAAGAAGGGUUUUGGUCGCUCUGCCGCAAAGUAGAGUAACAUUGUCUGACUACUUAUUUCCUGGUGAAGGACCACAAGAAGCUUUAGUGUCUUUGCAGGAACUUUUGGAUUUAGAAAUGCAAGAAAGCAGCGUACAAAAAGAGCUUGAACUCCAGGCGGAUCCUUCGGAAUUCUACUAUCAAAAUACCGUGGACACAGUAGCCUCCGAUAGCAAUGAAGAUUCAUCUCAAGAUCAGCAAUUUGUUGUCUAUAUGACUGGAUUAAGUGUUGCAAUACUUGUUUUAGUAGCUGCAAUUGUUGCGCAUUUGUACUGAAUUUAUGUGGCGGUCACAAUUUUAUCGUAUCAUUCGCGUUUGUUUUUUAAUUUAUUUGCUACGAGAAUAAUCGAUGAUUGUAAAUUUUUUGUUGUAUAAUUAGAAUUCGCGAAAAUUUGAGUAUAAUAAGUGUAUUCUGUUAGUAAUUGGAAGCCUUAUUGACAUACAGGUGUUUAUAAAAUACACACACAGGUAUAUUUUCUACGUAGGUCAUAGAGACAGUGUAUCGUCAGAUUAUAAGUUGCGGGUCAAAUUAUUUGAUUUUUAUUUGUAUUUGUUGUUGUAUUACUAAUAGGUUAAUAAUUGUAGGUUGAUAUAUGGUUACCACGUAUCAAUAUUGUCUGUACACAAUGCCCAAACAAUAUAUUGCAUAUCACAAGGGUUGUUGAAAAGAUUCAUGAAUGCGAACUGAAACAUUGUUAAUUUAACUUGAAAGCUGUACUAUAUUUAGUAAUGUACUCUGUAUUGUAUCCAACAAAUAUUUUUAUAAUGUUGACACUAUAAAUGUAAAGUAUAUUAAAUUAAUAU
Messenger RNA from Neodiprion fabricii, 1999 nucleotides. RefSeq names its product protein odr-4 homolog. The transcript has 8 exons. Lineage: Eukaryota; Metazoa; Arthropoda; Insecta; Hymenoptera; Diprionidae. Gene Ontology annotation, biological process: intracellular protein localization. Bases 86 to 1471 code for a protein of 461 amino acids. The record is from RefSeq and is a predicted model, not a curated record. Gene Ontology annotation, cellular component: endomembrane system.